GGCGGCUCGGGCGGUUCGGCUGCAGGGCGGCUCGGGCGACUCGACGGCUGGGCGGCUCGGCUGCUGGGCGGCUCGGCGGCUCGGCUGCUGGGCGGCUCGGCUGCUGGGCGGCUCGGCGGCUGGGGCGGCUCGGCUGCUGGGCGGCUCGGCAGCUGGGCGGCUCGGCUGCUGGGCGGCUCGGCUGCUGGGCGGCUCGGCUGCUGGGCUGCUCGGCGGCUGGGCGGCUCGGUUGCUGGGCGGCUCGGCGGCUCAGCGGCUGGGCUGCUCGGUUGCUGGGCGGCUCGGCGGGUGGGCUGCUCGUAG
Messenger RNA from Closterium sp. Naga37s-1, 303 nucleotides. Lineage: Eukaryota; Viridiplantae; Streptophyta; Zygnematophyceae; Desmidiales; Closteriaceae. The record is from the annotation of a GenBank genome assembly.